This is a messenger RNA of Pangasianodon hypophthalmus (striped catfish), 5006 nucleotides long. Its product is annotated as eukaryotic translation initiation factor 5B. The record is from RefSeq and is a predicted model, not a curated record. The transcript is spliced from 18 exons. Lineage: Eukaryota; Metazoa; Chordata; Actinopteri; Siluriformes; Pangasiidae. The coding region runs from base 390 to 3818 and encodes 1142 amino acids.
UGCUCAUCUGCGCCAAACCGAAAGCGCGGCGAAGAAGAAGAAAGAAGUGGGCGCGGGAAUUUGUGUUGACAAUUGUUUAGCGAGUUAGCGAGUUAGCUUCUUUACCGUGCGUUUGCGAUUUCUUGUGUCUGGAAAAUACAGCAAUAUUAUAAAAGUCUCAUUUCUAAAUAAGGGAAAUGUUAACUUUUAUGCUGGGGCUGAGAAUUUUCCAAAUUGAGCCAGCUAGUCAGCUAAUGCUAGCUAGCUAAAAACAAUAUUGAAACCAAUGAGUAUCCAUCGCUAAGCUAGGCUAGGCUAGGCUAAGCUAAGCUAAGCUAAGCUAGCGAAUUUGUUCUGAAUAGUUCAGCCUACAGAAUAAACUCCACCGGCGCUGAAGCUUUUCUCUGACAAUGGACCGAAAGAUGAUGAAUUUGGGGAGAGCGAAAAAGAAACUUCGGUACUUUCAGUCAGAGGAAAACACUCCAUGUCAGCUGAAGAUUAAAGAUGUCUUUAGUAUGCGAGACCUUGACAAUAUUUUUGACGAUUUAGAUUCUGAUCCGGGGACGCCGCUGCUCUCACCGCUGCCCAAGAGCCCGGGGUUAGACGAGCAAAAUAAAGGGACCCAGUCGCCGGUUCUGAAGUCGCCCUUACCUUUCCGAGGGGAGAUCAGUCCCCUCAAGGGUUCAGAUGUUUUGGCAGCAGAAGCUGAGAUUCAGACGGACCAUUUAAACGGAAAAGGAAGCCCGUUUGAAGAAAUUGCUCCUAUUAAGACGUCCAGUCCGAUUGAGCUGUUAGCAGUUGAAGGUGUUGUAGAGGAUGCAGAAAAGCCCGAAACCUCUCCGCUGCUCUUCGGCAUUGAGGAUGAGGAGCCAGUUGUGGGCGACUUGAGCAAACCACAGAUGAGUCAGAAAUCAGAAUCCUCAAAGGACGUUCCUCAGGGGGACAGCGAAUCGUUGGCGUCUCCUCCAGCACGAUUGGAGUUUGGAAAGCCGAUAAAACAGAAUGAUCCUGUAACAGGCUCAACACCGCUAAAAGCACCAGAAGCACCAGACCAGGUGUGCAAGACCUCGGCACCGGAACCCGAGGAAGAGUCGCAAACAGAUGGGCGCCUAAGUUUAUCCCCCAUAGUUUUGAUUCAAAAGCGUCAGCCUGAACCUCUUCCAGAGGAGCAACCUAACAAGCAGGUGCAGGAAGUGGCCGUGGAAGUCGGAGUUAAACAAUCGUUGUUUCAGAAAAAGCUCAGACAUUCCUUACAGCCUAAAGCCUCAGGUUUCAGGAAACAGGAAACUCUGAAACAACCAGCUCGCGCUCCCUCACCACGUAUUCAGGAGGAAGACUUCAUGAUCCUGGAAGAUGACGGCCCCAUUCGCUUCACAAUUCCCAGGAAGACUGAGAAUAAAGAAAAACCUGCACCAGAGAGCAGGUCUGUGGAGCCGGAUUUGAAAGAGAAAGCUUCUGCAAAGCAGACAGAAGAAACCGAGAGCCACAAAGAUGAACCCAAAAAGAAAACAAAGGCAAAGCGUGGAAAGGCCAGUGAUAUGGCCAGUAAAGACACGGUGGUUCAGUCAGCUCCAGAAGAGAGAGACGAUGAAGUCAACGAAGACGUGGGAGGUGGAGAACAGAUCUGUCUUUCUCCAGACACCAAUCAAGAUGCUGAUAUACCUGUUACAGGUAAACAGAGACCAAAAGGCAAAACCUCUAAGCCUGACCAGCAGGGCAGCAAAGAUGGAAACGAUGGUGGUGCCAAAAUUCCAGCUGAAAAGCCUGCAGCUGAAAAGCCCACAGCCAAAACAAAGAAAUCUGCAAAAUUGCCCACCAAUAUUAAUACAGAACAAGAAGAGCCUGUGUCAAGUGUGAAGAAGAAACCCACUAAAAUAAAAUCUGCCAUAAAGGCAGGCGCACCUGAGUCUACAGGUUUAAGCUCUGCAAAACCAAAGAAACAAGAUGAAGACAGGAGUGCGUUAAAGAAUAAGAAACGGGCUAAAGAGCAGGAGCACGUGGCCGAGGUGCGAAAUCACACUGAACCACCACCGGAUCCUGCUGGGCAACCAGAGGUUCAGAGCAUGAAUACAGUUAAUAAAGCAAAUAAAGGGCCUGCAUCUAAGCAGCGUGCGCCAAAGAAGCCAAGAAAGGUAAAGAAGACAGAGGAAACUAAAGAAAUCUUAGAGAUAAAGGAGCUUCCUGUGCCUGAGCCUGAUGUUUCUGCAGAGGCUUCUGCAACCAGCAAGAGGAAGAGAAAACCACCUGGGGAGUGGUGGCUCGCACAACACGAUGAAAACAACACGCAGGAGCAGCAAGAGGCAGUUCUCACUUCACAAGAGCUCAAAUCCAACAGGAAAACCCAAAGGAAAGCUCCAGUAUUAACAGACUCAACCGAGCAAGAGUCACCUACGACUUCUCAGGAAAUCCAGAAUGAGUCUGUUACUGUUCAAAAACUGCCCAAAAAGGUGAAGAAGUCCCAGGCUGAUAAAUCUCAGUCUAAUCCUGCUGGUUCCCGGAAAAAUCUUAAAUCAGCUGGUGGCAGAAGGAAAGCAAAGGCAGGAGCUCAAGACCAGCGUGAAAUGACGCCAGCUCAGAUGGGUGAAGAAGAGGCGAGAGAUAAUGAGGCUUCAGGGCAGCUCAGUCCAGUGGCAUGUAGACAGCGCAGUGUAACUCCAGGAGAUAAGAGGGUGUUUGAUAAGAUCUACACACGGGAAGGUCAGAGUGGAUCAGCUCAGAAAUGUCCUCCUCCAGUGUUACUUGAUGCGCUGGAGAGUGUUCCAGUAAAACGCCACAGAAAACCAACCAGCAGCUGGUGGGAGGUUCCACAGUCUCAGGGACUUGUCGAGAGCUCUCAGUCUCCACAAAAUUCUUCUCCACAAACAUCCAGACCGCAGAUGGGCCCUCCACGGCGUGCGUUUCAUAAAAUGGCCAGUUUACAAAAGACAGUGGGUCGUGGCCAGAAAAAAAAUAAAAUUAACAUGAUUAACACUCCAAAGUCAAUCAGAAGAUCGUUGGCCACAUUUGAUGCCAUAUAUGACUCCGGGAAACCGGGCCCCUCUACAGAGAGCGGGCAAGGAGCCUGGCAGAAGGGCCGCAGAAACUUGCUGCACUCUCUGGAGGAUCAGUCGGAGCAGUCCAGUGAGAACAUCCACAGCGACUGUCAGCAGCAGGCUAGCAGCCACGCUACGUUUGACGUGUGUGUGAGUGGUGUUGUUCCAGAGUCCAGUGCUGCUCGGAGGAAAGCUAAUCCUCGAGCAACAAGUGGAUCCAACAGAGCAUCUGAUUAUGACAUUGCUUUCAAAAGUGGUCCUUCAUCACUAAUUGAGCUGGAGAGAUAUGAAGAGCAUGAGGACGUUGAUUUGCCGUCAUCUAGGAUCAUUCCUCAACCACGAUUCACACCCCGUGUUCUGUCCGAUUGUGAUCUGUGUGGCCCUCCACUAAAGCCCAUUGUUCUCGAUAACGAAGACUGGGAUAACCUCUGUGUUUGGUUCACUCAUAUCUGGCCAACCACGUCAAAAGAUGGUAAAGGCAUUAGCCCAGAUGACUUCCACUGGCACUGUCAUGCUGGACGAGCCAUGGGUCACAUGGUCGACCUUCAGAACAACACAUUCUCAAGUGGCAAGAUUUUAUUGGGCUCGUAUAUGAAGAAACCUGCGCAGUUGGAUCUUAAUGCCAUUACUGUAUUUAAUGUAGCAUCAAGUUGUGUGCGGGUGGAAAUCGACGGCGUCAAGGAGGUCUACAACUCGGGGCAAACAUUUAUGGCGCCUUGUGGGCAAUCGUACAGCAUUCACAACAUGUGCCAGGAGCCUGCUGUUUUGUGGUACCACAGGAUGAUACCAAAUCACACGACGAACUGACAUGGAAGAAGCAUCACUGCAAGAAAUCAUGUCCUUUGGUACAAGUGUUUAUGGAUAUGAUAAGACCAAGAUAUUGAUGUUGUAACAUGAUGUAAAUAUAUUGUUUUUAAAGUCAUAUGGAUUUGAAAGAGCCUAAAAGGCUUAGUAUUUGCCUUCAGAGGGACAGUUUUGCUGUUUUAAUGUAAAUAACAUUGUUGCACCGGUUACAGAUUGAAAAGACAAUAUGACUCUCAUUGUUAAAUUUGUUAUUUAAAGCAUUGCUUCCUGUUUUUACUAUGAGGCAUAAAUCUAGAUGCAAUUUUCCUUCAAAAUGUCAAAUAAAAUAACUUGUCAGUAGGGGGCAUUGUAUCAUAAUGCAUAUGUCACCCUCAGUCCUUGGGUUUAAAAAAAGAUUCCAGUGAAGAUUCCAAUGAAAUUCAGGAUAUUUGGAGAUUGUGGCUGUACGUAUGUUGGAUGAAUCCUGAUUACCUGUCAGCAUCAAUAUGUGAAGUGGCCUCACAGCCUCUUGUUGGGCAUUUAGCACAUGAACAUUAUUAGUAUUCAUCUCUAACAAUGCACCAGUGAUGAAUCUGCAUUGAAAAUGUGUUCUCUUAGAGAUGAUUGGAGUUCCACAGUCUGCUCCGUGUGCUUGAGAGCUGUCCAUCUAUUCCGCAUGCUGAACCCUCUGUCCUUUUUUGUCUGUUUUUUUUUUUUUUUUUCCCCCACUCCCUGGAACACUGUGAUUCGCCCGGGAUCAUGCUUCAACAUGCUUUUAACUUCAAAUGCAAACCCAACAAUCAAAGAAAAGCAGCUGAUGAUCUUGCUUUAAAAAUCACCUCAGGUGAUGAAUGUGCACAAACAAGACGUCCUGAUUAAGAUGUAGGAUGCAUUUGCCACUGCUUGCAUUCAUUAGUAAUACAGAUGUGUUCGAAGACUUCACUCUUGUAUGCACAGAGACGUUCAGUCCUGUUAUGGUCAUGUUCAGCUAAAUUCAGCACUUUGUUUAUGCUGACAUUAAGCAUGCUUAGAGAUUAUGUGUGCUGUUCACAAGUGUUAAGACAAACAUUGUUGAAAAGACUUCUGAAUCAGAAACUGACAGAGAGAGAUAAUACUGACACACAUUAUGGGAUUUAAGUUAAGGUAAGCACCAUAUCAAUCACUAUUAUUUUCAUAGAUUUAGAGAUGUGGAGUUGUUCAUCACAUUUUAGG